UGUGGCCUACCAGAGAAUUUCCCGGCAUAUCACUCACAAAUGUCGCCUUCUCUUUAUUUCCCGCGAUUUUCUCCCUUCGUUCAACCUUAAAUCACGUUAUCGCGCGCCAUAUUUCCAAACCACCGCAGAAGCAGCACCCCGCCUCAAAACCCUAGAUCCGCGUCGCAGCGCGCUCACCGGAGAAAUGCCGCCACCGAGUCGCCCUCGCAAGAGGAGCCGGGGCGGCCGGGCCACCGAGGCCGCUGCGGCGGAGGCGGACGCCCUGAUGUCCCUGCCCAGGGACGUCCUCGACGAAAUCCUCACCCGCCUCGGCAUCCUCGACGCCGUCCGCACGUCGGCGCUCUCGCGCGCCUGGCGCCGCCGAUGGGAGGCCCUCCCGUCCCUCGACCUCUCCUUUCCAGGCCGCCUCGAGGACGACAAGGGCGCGCCCAAGGGCCUGGGGGGCGUCGAUAGCAUCCUCCUCCGCUGGCCCGGCCGCGUCCGGCUCUUCCGCGCGGCGGGCAUCGACGAGCACUACGCAGGCCGCGUCCACGACUGGCUCCACGUCCUCGCCCGCCGAGCAGUUGAGAUCCUCGACCUCGACUUCGACAGAGGCUUCCCAGCCCUCCCCACCUCCGUAUUCUCCUGCCGCCGGCUCACCUCUCUCAGUUUGUUCGGCUGCGCCAUCCCGCUCCUACCCCCAGGCGUCGUGGCCUUUCCCGAGCUAACGAAACUCAGCCUCGUAAACGUCCGGUUACCGGACUACGGCGAGUACCUCCUUGAGGAGAUCAUUGAUGCAUCCCCGUUGCUCGAUUUUCUAGUACUUACCGAUGUUUCCUUUGGUGGCGACUACAUCAGAGAAUGGGUGAUUCAGGCGCCCAAUCUCACGCACUUGACGAUUUCUUCUGAAAUCAAUUAUGGCUGGGUCCUUGAGGAGUUGACAUCCCUGCGUUCUGCCGUCAUCGACCUGUGGGACUUCGUUGUUGACAGCAAAUUCGCUAAGUUUCUUUUAGGGGUUGUUCAAGUUAGGAAGCUUCUCGUUGUCACGUGCAAUGCAACGUCAGGAGCUAUGAUACCAGAGAUACAUCUGUGCACCUUUCAUAACUUAAAGAGCUUGAAGUUGUAUAUGCACUUCUGUGACCAGCCCCCUAUUAUGUUAGCCUUCUGCUUGCUAAAGAGUUCCCCAAAUCUUGAAAAACUCAAAAUUGAGAUCUAUUAUGAUGAGGAGCAGAUAUUUGAGGCGGAUAAAGAGUUCCAAAAUGCAUUAUGGACUGAUGGCAUGUGUGCCAACCUUCAGGCUGUGCAGAUGACUGGUAUUAAUUGGCGUCGAAAUGAAAUGGUCUUUAUAGAGCUCAUUCUCUCUAAAGCAAAGCUUCUUCAUACAUUAUCUAUUAGUCAUGGUGAGAAAAUUGUGAUGCCUAGUGAGGAUGCUCUAAAUGAACUACUAAGAUAUAAAAGAGCUUCAGCUGAAGCUCAGGUCCUAUUUAAAGGUAAAGCUGAGGAGUAUUAUUAGGUCAGGGGUCAACUUCUGGGCAUUGCGGGAGACAUCGAGACAAGUCAGAUCUAUGGUCUGAUUCAGUAUUCUGGAUUAGAAAUGUAGCAUUCAGAGAAUGGCUAUUCGAAGGAACUACUAGCAUUUUGCACUCUGUUCUUUUCUGAAAGAAAUUGGCAUGCCACUUGUGCUUCAGUCAGAAUCAGCGAUGAAGAUUACUACAGUAGCACACUUUCUUGUCCAGCACUCUAGUUAAAUGUAGCACACUUUCUUGUCCAGCACUCUAGUUAAAUAUUCUUACUGAGUGUACAUGUUAGGCUGACGAGAAACAGAGGAGUUUUAUCGACCAGUACGUAGAUAAACUUGUCCAUGUUCUCGUAGCUAUUUGUGGACGAAAAGAAUACCCUUAAGAAGCCAAGGAUCAGAUCAGAACAACGGUACUGAUUGUUUGCUGGUUCGGCAGAAAGAAGCUACUCAUGAGAACAUAUUACG
Molecule: messenger RNA, 1963 nt
Organism: Lolium perenne
Lineage: Eukaryota; Viridiplantae; Streptophyta; Magnoliopsida; Poales; Poaceae
Product: F-box/FBD/LRR-repeat protein At1g13570-like
Molecular function (GO): protein binding
Source: RefSeq, a predicted model, not a curated record